AUGCUUCUUGUAGGUAUACUAUUUGCCAAUUUUCCGUGGUUAUAUAUUCGAGAAAGUUGGGGGACUUUCCUUAGAAAAACUGCUUUUUUGUUAAUUCUUCUUCGAUGUGGAUUUGGACUUAAUCCAAAAAUAUUACGUAAAGAAAUGUUAUUUUGUUCAAGUCUUGGACUUUUAACAACAAUUAUUGAAGUUAUUUCAAUUAUAAUUAUUUCACAUUUUUAUUUUAAUGUUAAUAUUUCUGUAGCUAUUUUGUUUGGUUUUGUGUUAGCUUCCACUUCCCCAGCAGUAACAGUCCCAACAAUGAUUGAAUUACAACAUAAACAUGAAGGGACGUCUAAAGGGAUUCCAACAAUUGUUUUGGCUAGUGCUUUAAUUGAUAAUAUUUUUUGUAUUUCUGCCUUUUCUAUAGCUUAUGAAAUUGUUUCAGCAUCAAAAGGUUUAAUUUUUAAAUCAAAACUUCGAGGGAGAAUAAUUUAUAAGAUAUACACUCAUUUAUUUUUUGUUCACUUAAUAUUAUAUUUAAUUAAAUUUUUAAAUUAUUUAAGAGGAAAUUUUAACUAA
This is a messenger RNA of Meloidogyne enterolobii, 561 nucleotides long. NCBI's taxonomy places the organism in Eukaryota, Metazoa, Nematoda, Chromadorea, Rhabditida, Meloidogynidae. The record is from the annotation of a GenBank genome assembly.